Molecule: messenger RNA, 1065 nt
Organism: Gossypium arboreum
Lineage: Eukaryota; Viridiplantae; Streptophyta; Magnoliopsida; Malvales; Malvaceae
Product: shikimate O-hydroxycinnamoyltransferase-like
Exons: 3
Coding region: 1-837 (278 amino acids)
Molecular function (GO): acyltransferase activity, transferring groups other than amino-acyl groups
Source: RefSeq, a predicted model, not a curated record
AUGGAGGUUACUGUAAAGGGAUCCAACAUGAUAUUCCCUGCUCAACAUACUCCAAAAGCUUUGAGCAAGACUCUGGUGCCAUUCUAUCCAAUGGCUGGGAGGUUGGGAUGUGAUGAAAAUGGUAGAUUCCAGAUAACAUGCAACGCAGAGGGAGUCCUGUGGAUAGAAGCUGAAACUUCAUCGGUAAUCGACGAUCUUGCCGGUUUUACUCCCUGCUCCCAACUGCAGAAACUAGUUCCCGCACUUGAUUGCUCUGGAGAUACCACUUCUUACCCGCUUUUUAUGGCCCAGUGGCCUAAUAAUCCUACACCCUUGUCUGUAUCUGUUUUUAAGAUCACACAAAAUCAACUUAAUAUCCUAAAAGCCAAGUCACGGGAAUAUGAAAACAAAACCAACUACAGCAUCUACACCAUUCUAGCUGCAUACAUAUGGCGCUGUGCAACGAAAGCUCGGGGCCUCUCAUAUGAUCAACCAACCAGGUUACUGAUGCCAACUAAUGGACGCCCCAGACUACAUCCUCCCCUCCCGUCAAGCUACCUGGGCAAUGUAAUUUUCAUGGCUUCACCAAUUGCUCUAUCUGGAAACCUCCAAUCAGAGCCGUUUGUAAAUACCCUAGGGCGAGUACAUGGAGCAUUGGCAAGGAUGGACAAUGAGUAUCUAAGAUCAGUUAUUGACUACCUAGAAACACUGCCAGGGGAAAACCAGAAACUUACCAAUGUCCAAGCCUAUUUAUCAACAAAUGGAGUCGACUGCCUUUGCAUGAUGCUGAUUUUGGCUGGGGUCGUCCAUUAUACACGGGACCAGCAAACGUUGUCAGUGAAGGAAAAAUAUUCCUAAUACCAAUUACAACUGAUGAUGGGAGCUUGUCAUAGGUAGCAUGCCUACAGACCCCUCAUAUGAAACCCUUCGAGGAACAUCUAUACCAAGGCUUGAUGUCAUUUGAUAACAAAAAGGCUCGAUAUUAGUUGUUCUUACUCUCUAUCAAUAGUCUGUUUCCUCUAACUAAACACAUUUGUUGUUUAUUAAAUAUUACCACCUAAAUUCCCUAUUCUCUAAUUUGAAGCA